Molecule: messenger RNA, 909 nt
Organism: Adineta steineri
Lineage: Eukaryota; Metazoa; Rotifera; Eurotatoria; Adinetida; Adinetidae
Source: the annotation of a GenBank genome assembly
AUGACAUUAUUAUACGAUGCUCAACAACUUUCACUUUAUGUUGGUAUUCUUUUACUUUUCGUUGGUCUAAUUGGAAAUGCAAUCAAUAUUUUAGUUUUUUCAAAAGUUCGUACAUAUCGUACAAAUCCUUGUACAUUUUAUUUUCUUAUGAGUUCAAUUCACAAUAUGUUUUACAUUUGCCUUAAUCUUCCCAUCCGUAUUCUGACUGAUUAUUUUGCAAUUAAUAUAGCUGGUGUAUCCGAUGUAGUAUGUAAAAUACGGCAAUUUCUUCUUAUUAUUCCUUCUCUUAUUCCCAUCACUUUCUCAUGUUUGGCUAUAAUUGAUCAAUUUUUAGUUACAUCAAAAAGUAAUUAUCUACGAAAUUUGAGCCAAAUCAAAUGGGCUCAUCGAAUAUCAGUUAUCGUUAUCAUUUUCUGGUCUCUUUAUGGCGUUCAUAUUUUAUACUUCGAACAUAUUUUAUCAGAUGGUAUGACUUGUGGAACUGAUAAUCCCAGUUUGGCUAUUUAUACACCAAUAUAUUUACUUGGUAUCAUCUGUGGAAUACCUGUUGUCAUAAUGACUCUCUUUGGAUUGUUAACUUAUCAUAAUAUCCGUCGAACAAUACGUUCUGCUGAGCUGCAUUUUGAUCGUCAGUUAAUACGAAUGACAUCUAUUCAUGUUAUACUUGUUGCCAUUAGUUUGAUUCCGUAUGGUGUUAAUACAGCUUACGCUUUUAUUACAAUUGGAAUUGUUAAAGAUUCAGACAGACAAAUGAAAGAAUAUCUUGCCACAACGGUUGUUACUUUAGCAACAUAUUUAUAUUAUGUCGGAAGUUGUUAUACAUUCUUAUUAACAUCGAAACGAUUUCGUGAAAAAGUCAAAAAUGAAAUCUUCUAUUGCCGCCGACAAAAUACGAUAGGACCUACUUAA